GAGCAGCAGGUGGUUGUGCCCCAGCCCGGCGGGGCCUGGAGAUUCAGAGCAUCGCCGCGGGGAGCGUAGCGCGGUGCUCCCCAGUCCGGCCCAGCCGCGUGCUGUCAGAUUACAGCUUCCCUCAUGAUGGCUGUGGGUGGCGCAGUACUGGGCUCCCUACAAUUCGGCUACAACACUGGAGUCAUCAAUGCCCCACAGAAGGUGAUAGAGGAAUUUUAUAAUAUUACCUGGCUGAAACGAUAUAGUGAACCCAUAUCACCCACCACACUGACCACUUUGUGGUCCCUCUCUGUGGCCAUCUUCUCCGUCGGUGGUAUGAUUGGCUCCUUCUCUGUGGGUCUCUUUGUCAAUCGUUUUGGAAGGCGGAACUCCAUGCUAAUGAUGAACAGCCUGGCCUUUCUUGCGGCUGUGCUCAUGGGCUUCUCCAAAAUGGCCAUGUCCUUUGAGAUGCUGAUCUUGGGCCGCUUCAUUAUUGGCUUGUACUGCGGUCUCACCACAGGCUUUGUGCCCAUGUACGUGGGCGAAGUGUCACCCACGUCCCUACGUGGAGCCUUGGGCACCCUUCACCAGCUAGGCAUUGUCAUUGGCAUCCUCAUCGCCCAGGUGUUUGGCCUGGAUUCCAUCAUGGGUAAUGAAGAACUGUGGCCCCUUCUCUUGGGUUUCAUCUUCAUCCCAGCUCUGAUCCAGUGUGCCCUGCUGCCCUUCUGUCCCGAGAGCCCUCGAUUCCUGCUCAUCAACCGCAAUGAAGAGAACAAGGCCAAAAGCGUCCUGAAGAAGCUCCGGGGAACCACUGAUGUGAGCAGCGACCUUCAGGAGAUGAAGGAGGAAAGCCGGCAGAUGAUGCGUGAGAAGAAGGUGACCAUCCUGGAGUUGUUCCGCUCACCCAUGUAUCGGCAGCCGGUCCUCAUCGCUGUGGUGCUCCAGCUGUCCCAGCAGCUGUCCGGGAUCAAUGCUGUCUUCUAUUACUCCACCAGCAUCUUUGAGAAGUCUGGAGUGCAACAGCCAGUCUAUGCCACCAUUGGUUCUGGUGUGGUCAAUACUGCAUUCACUGUUGUGUCGCUGUUUGUGGUAGAGCGAGCUGGACGGCGGACUUUGCACCUCAUCGGCCUGGCGGGCAUGGCAGGCUGUGCCGUGCUCAUGACGAUUGCCCUGGCCCUGCUGGACCAGCUUCCCUGGAUGUCCUACAUAAGCAUCGUGGCUAUCUUUGGCUUUGUGGCUUUCUUUGAGAUCGGCCCUGGCCCCAUCCCAUGGUUCAUCGUUGCUGAGCUCUUCAGCCAGGGCCCUCGCCCCGCUGCCUUUGCCGUGGCAGGCCUGUCAAACUGGUCCUCCAACUUUAUUGUGGGAAUGUGCUUCCAGUAUGUAGAGCAACUGUGCGGCCCCUACGUCUUCAUCAUCUUCACUGUGCUGCUCAUCCUCUUCUUCAUCUUCACCUACUUCAAAGUCCCUGAGACAAGGGGCCGGACCUUUGAUGAAAUUGCCUCUGGCUUCCGGCAAGGGGGAGCUAGCCAGAGUGACAAGACACCUGAUGAAUUCCACAGCCUGGGAGCCGACUCCCAAGUGUGAGGAGCUCAUGGCCAACGGCUGUCCCUUGGCCACGGGCUUGCCUGCUGGACCUCCUGAGCCCUGGGACUCUUCUCUCCUCCCCACCCCUCUCUGGCCCUCCCCAGCCUCAGCAUCCUGGACAAGAACAGAUUGCUGGGGCUCCUCCUCUUCCUGUGCCCCCCUGUCCCUGGAUCUCCAAGCCAGCGGCACUGACUGGCCAAGGACAAGCUGGAACUGGAGCUCUCUCCUUCAUAUUGUGCACAGGAGGAAAAAAGUCAAAACAUUUUUUUUAAACUUUUAAAUUUUUUUAAAAAACAUUAAAUCAGCCCGAGUCUCCCCACCCCAGCUGGGUCACUAUGGGGCACAUGAACCUGAGUGUCUGGCAGUGGGGUGGAGGAGACCUCAGACCUUUGCCUUUCUUAUCCACUACACUAAUCUAUAGGGCUGGACCUGCUACCAAGGACAGACACACUAACCUGGCAUGAGUUCCCACUUCCCUGCUGCGGCCUUCCAAGCAGGCCCUCUGCUCCCCUGGCCUGGGCUAUUUUGCCUACUGGCCUCCACCCCGAGAAGAACCUCUGUCCAGGGGGUGGCUGGACACACUUUGGGAGGAGAGGAACAUGGGCUCUGAGGCUGCCAUCUUGCCCCCAGCAGUCCCCAGCCCAGGAGCUGGUUGCCAAACAGAACCUUGGAAGGAAGAGGGGUGAUAGAUAUACAGAACUAGCUGCCUGAGGGUGGUGACGGUGAUGCGAGGGUCACUUCCCCAGACACGGAUAUUUCUGGCCCACUGUGUAUAGAUCAGAAGAUAUUUAUAUAUAUUAUAUAUAUAUUUUGUUUGUGAUGUUAAUAGCAGUAAGUUAUAGCAUAUCUGACGGACAGGACAUCGUGUAAAUACCUGCAAAUUCAUUCCCCAGUAUCUGAAGCUGAAAGGUGCACUUAUAAAGCCUGAUUUCUACAUUGGCUGGCUGUCCGUCCAUCAGUCCGGCGACAUGCAUGAAACUUUGCUUUUCGCAAGAGAAACUGUCCUUUGUUCCCUACCACUUGGGCCUCUCGCUCCAGCGACUCUGGCUCUAGAAAACCAGGUCUGCCAUCUGGAGUUCAGCGGGCCUGGGUACAAAUCCCCACACAUCAGCUUACUACUUGGGUGAUGUUGGGCAGAUCCCUUCAUUUCUCUGGGCCUCAGCAUCCUCAUUUGUAAGAUGAGGUUGAAUCUGAGGUACCUUCUUGCUAGAUCCUAUAUGGUCCUUCCAACUCAAUCUAGCAUUCUACGAAAAUCCUUCACAUACCUAGAGGGGAACAGCAGAAUGUGGAGAAGCCUUCUAAUCCAAGUCAGAAUCUGAACAGGCACCAUACUGCCUCAUUCUCUGUUCAACUGGCUGUGGGAUUGGGAGCCAAAAUAAGGAGAAGGGGGGGGGUCCUAAGUUCGUAGAUUUUAAUUUUAAUAAUUAUGGACAAGACCUGGUCAAGGUUGAUCUCCAAGAAUGCUGGAUAGAGCACUGCUCAGAAAGGGACCUACAUCUCUUUCAGCUUAAAGCUACAGGAUCCUCUGAACCUCUCCAUUCCUUAGUUCAAAUCUGUCAUUCAUAAAUGAGAUUCAAAGGCCCAGGAAAAGGAAAGGAUGUGCCCAAGAUCACAGAAGUAAUCAAAUGGCCAGGACGGAAUUUGAAUCUGGGGCUUUUGACCCCAAAUCCAUCCCCUUUCCCAAUGGACUCUGGUGUUCACCUGUUGCUAUCCCUGGUCUGAUCUACCCUCCACUGGGAUCUGCCUGAACCAUGCCCUUGAGCAUUUGGGCAGACUUGGCUGUGCCCCUUUCCAUCCAACCUAAAUAGGCCAAGUCUUCUGUUCCUAUUCUGACACAGGAUAAAUGUGUAAGGGGGUGGGGCAGUAGUAGGAAAUGGGAGAUGGGUGGUGGGGGUGAGUGCAAAAUGGUAAUACUGUUGCCUUGGGUAUACACGUGUAUCACCCUACAGGACAGAGACAGGGUUGCUAUGAGCAUUGGCAAUCUCUUAACUCCUAUUUUAUGAUGUGCAAAAGUGCUUUCCUUCAAACAGUCCUCUGGAGUAGAUAACAGAGAAGUCUAAGGCCUUUGAAAGGCAGAAGUGACUUGAAUCCAGCCCAAACCAGAAAGGAAAGCUCACAGACAUCCCAUCCAAUUUUUUUUUUUUUUUUUUUUUUGCGGAGCAAUGAGGGUUAAGUGACUUGCCCAGUGUGGAGUGUCUCACCGGAUUUGAACUCAGGUCCUCCUGAAUCCAGGGCCUGUGCUUGCCACCUAGCUGCCCCAUCCCAUCCAAUUUCAAGUCCAGAAAAGCUCAUAGGACUGACAAGGUCCUCAGAUGCCAUCUAGCCCCCAAACCUGCAUUUUACAAAUGAGGAAACUGAGGCGCAGGCAGGCUAUGUGCCCCCCAAAUCAAUUGGUGAUAAAAUCAGAGUUGGCUGUUGCCCUCCACUACCUGCAGCCUCAUAGAGUGCAGGCAUUAAGGAAGUGAAAGGGUCCUUUUGAAGCUGAGGCUCAAAGAGAAAGAACAUGAUCCGGUUCUCCCCAGGGAUCCUCCCACAAUCAUGACCAGGUUUAUGGCUCCCUUUCUUUGCAAUUCUCAUAGCCUUUAGAGGGAGGUCCAUCCUAUAGGUGGCACAAAAGCAGCUGGAAGUGCUGUGCAGAGAGCACUGGGCUCGGGAGUCUGGAAGACCCGAAUUCAAAUCUUGUCUCGGACCCUUAGUCAAGUCGCUUAACUGUCUGCCUCAGUUUGUUCAUUUUGGAUAAUGGGGCUAAUCAGAGCACAGCUCAGGGUCCUUGAGAGGAUCAAAGGAGAAGUAAAGCGCUUUGCAGACCUUUAAGUGCUAUGGAAAUUCAGCUCGAGUUACUAUGAAAGGAGCUGGGGUUUGCACCCUAAGGUCUCCUUGUCACCCAACCCCCUACCCAGGACCUGGAAUGUUUUCUAGUGGGAGACCUCAGUUUAUCAUCUGGCCAGGUCCACUAACCACGUGGAGCCGGAAAUGGCCCUAUCCCUCCCUACAACACUUACACUAGAGGGAUCCAGCGCCGCGCAAGCGCAGGAAAUGUGGAGACUUCGUUUCCCAAGAGGCAUGUCACUUCCGUUUUUGGGUUCCAUCCCCCCCGCCUCCAUGAAACGUAAGAGAAGUAGCCAACUUGUUACUUCUUGAACAGAAACUUGAUUAUGUAUCCGUGUACACGAUUCCUUGCGCAUGCGCAUAGAGCCAGGGCGCGGGUGUAGAGAUCCCUCCCAUCAGUCCCGUUGAUCACCAGAUCCCACUCAUGCGCAGAUAGAGCCAGGACGCGGGAGGCAAGAUCUUCCCAAUUCUGCCCAUCAGCCCUCACGCGUGUACGGAGAAACAUCUCUCCACCAAUCCCUACUCAACGUUUCGUGACCACCUGAUGAAUUCCGGCGGUUCCCGCAGCUGUUACCGCCCUCAGCCUUUUGGGAGUUGUAGUAUGUCUGGAAUAGAGCAGGAAGGCUUCUGGGACAUGUAGUCUGGUCGAGGUUGGAUCGCCUUAGGGGUGAUGUCAACGGAUCUAGUGGGAAGCUGCCAAGGGUGAAUCUGUGAACUUGCCCUGUUGUGUGGAAGCUUCCACGAGCGACUCCUUCACGAUAAUACGAGUCACUACAGCAGCUCGCAUUUCUAUGAUGCUUAAAGCUUUAGGAAGCAAUUUCCUCCCAAUAGAUGGGAAGCAAUGCAAAGUUUUAUUAUACCCCUUUCAUAGAUAAGGAAAAUGAGGCUCAGAGGAUAACUGAUUUGCCACCGAUAAGGCAGCGUGGUGGAAUUGAGAAGGGUUGGGUUUGGAGCCAAAAGAUCUGCGUUUGAACCCCACUUCGGCCCCUUAUGCCUGUGAAAAUGAGAAAUCACAAUAUCUCUGGGCUUCAAUUCCCUUCAAUGAAGGGAGUUAGAAUCUAAGGUCCUUCCCAACGCUAACCCCAUGAGCCUAUGGAAAAGGCAUUUUUUGGAAAAUGGUGUCCAUGUGUAUGACUGUCCACAGAAGGCCCUUGGCUCUCCCUCAAAUUUUCCUGGAGCACUUGGCUCUCUACUUUGCCUACUUCCCACCUUCCACCUCUAAUCACUCCUUAUUUUGUAUUUACUUCUUGUGUGUAUAUCAUGUAUCCCGUUAAAAUAUGAAAUCCCCUACCCCUAAUCAUUACUCACUACUUUGUAUUUACUUUGUGUGUAUGUUAUAUAUCCUGGUAAAAUAUGAAAUGCAUAUGGGCAGGGGA
Molecule: messenger RNA, 5768 nt
Organism: Dromiciops gliroides (monito del monte)
Lineage: Eukaryota; Metazoa; Chordata; Mammalia; Microbiotheria; Microbiotheriidae
Gene: SLC2A1
Product: solute carrier family 2 member 1
Exons: 10
Coding region: 124-1563 (479 amino acids)
Biological process (GO): D-glucose transmembrane transport; response to insulin
Cellular component (GO): apical plasma membrane; basolateral plasma membrane
Source: RefSeq, a predicted model, not a curated record